CAAUCCUCCGAAAGGGGAAAGUUGUGUUCCGAGCAGACAGUUCAGAGCAGUGCAUGCGAACUUUGUAGAAUUUCGAUGGUAAUUGAGUGACACACCGAAGAGUUAAGCAUGAGCUACGUAGCGGAGGAAAAGAUUAAACUCGCUGGCGAGGACUCCAAGGAUCGACUGUACGAAGCCAAGCAGAACCAGAAGGCGAUCCGCAUCCUAACGGUGGCCGCGUACGUUCUGUGCGUCUCACUGGUGGCCAUAAUGCUUUCGCUUUACUACAUAUUCCUGUGGGAUCCGAGCUCGAACCAAGCGAUAGCGAAAACCCAAACUGUUGACAACAUCGUCAUCCCGGACAAUCUAGCGAUUCAGCUGGCGAACCGAAGCGAAGUCCCAGCGGAACUGUUCUACACCAAUCUGUAUCGAAAUUUGAUUCACAGCAAGACUAUCAAGGCACGCAAAUCGGCCGCCAUCAACGAGUCGGCCAACCUGACGCGACUGAUCCAGGAGUAUCGACGACAGCAGCAGCAGCAGGAGCGAGACCAGAUGUCGUCGAGAGAGGAAAAGUACUCCAUAUUGCAGUCGUUGGACGAAUCGACACCGGCUGGCACUGAAUUCCAGCCCGGCGCGUCCGAAGUGAUGAUGGCCGACGGCGAGGACGAAGGAGGCGACGAUUACGAACAGAGUGGCAACUACGGACUGUACUCGAACCACACGACGAUCCAGCUCGAUCCGGAUGAACUGCAGCAGUAGUCGUCGUCGUCGUCGUCGAGGUCGCUGGCUGUUGAGGAGCUCUUUUGUUGUUUCCCUCCAAACGACUACUUUCUCGUGCACAACACAGAAUUGUGGAAUGAAAAUUCUUUUUACGAUUGAUGGAACAAAAAUGUGGCCUAAAUUUGGAAUCUUACCCUUACACGCCCCGAUGGGGGGCGGACCAACCAAUAAGAAGAAAAAACAACAUAUGCUUUAAAAGAAAUUUCCUAACAUUUUACUAACGUAGACAGAGAAAAUUACGUACUUUUAAGCUUGAUUGUCUCACGGUUACUAACACGAAUACGUCACGUAUUUUUUUGUUAAAUUUGAAAGUUUUUAUUCCCACACACACACACGUCGUUGGUUCCAACCGCGGACACACAGUUUAUUGUGAUGAAGUUUUAACAUUUUCUGAUUUUCAAAGCAUAGGAAAAUCUUUGUAAUGUAAAUGAAGACCAAGAUAAAAUCUUAAAGUUAGAAGUGUGUGGGGUGAAAGGAGAUCUUACCGAUUCACACAAACACAUUACAAACACUAGUUGAAGAGCGAAAAUCUACCGUUCGUUACGUUUAUGUGCAAAUUAAAAAUAUGAUAAUAAAGAUUUUAA
Messenger RNA from Sabethes cyaneus, 1343 nucleotides. RefSeq lists its product as uncharacterized. NCBI's taxonomy places the organism in Eukaryota, Metazoa, Arthropoda, Insecta, Diptera, Culicidae. The transcript is spliced from 3 exons. The coding region runs from base 109 to 738 and encodes 209 amino acids. The record is from RefSeq and is a predicted model, not a curated record.